AGUAACGUGUGGCAUUUUGCCAAAGAAGAAGUUGCUGAUGCUGUCACUUUUGGAACCAUAGAUACUGCUGUUGAUGCUGUCACACUAUUUCCCCUAAUGUACUCUUCCAAUUCGUACCUAUAACAGAUACCGGAGUUCUCUUUUGAGAUUUUAUCGCUCUAUCUCCCACCUUAAAGGUGUCCACCGACUGUCAGAUAUCUGCUGGUUUUAUCCUAGCAUUGCUGCAUGUGCAGUGUGAAUUCCAGGACUUGUUAUUUUAUUAUUUCGCCUAGCGUCAGUGGGAUCAGGAGUAUACAUCUAUGCUAACUGCAGUGUGCUUUACAUAUAGAUCGUAAAAAGCAGAAAUAGGAAUAACGACUGAUGGACUGAAAAUAACUCAUCUGAGCAGCUUCAGGGUUCGUGGCAGUUUUACUCCGAGGCCAACCGGACGGAGGACUCGGUCCCCUUUCAGCGGUACGAGCUGAAUUGCAUUGGUGGCUUCUGUUUAAAUAAUCAGUGUCCGAAGUUCAUUAUUCGCCUUUGCAGUGCAGGUUUUGAAGUUAUCUCAUAUGACUUGAGGUUGGAUUACUGAAAAGAUGCAGAGAAAUUUGAUUUCCUUCCUGUUUGUAAUAUUUAUAAACCAGAUUCAUGGAGCUCCACAGCCCUCUCCAGGAACAAGGCCUGAGCUCACCAUUAGUUUCCAAACAUCUGAGAUGAAAAACCCUUUUAGCCAGGAAGAGCUUGGUCUUCUAAAGAGCUACUUGAAGAAUAUGAAAGAAGUGAAUAAGAACCCUGAUCAAAUGACAAGGGAACAAGUUUUGUUGCACCUGUUUGCUCUCCAUGACUAUGAUAAAAGUGGUUGUUUGGAUGGUCUGGAACUCAUGAGGCUUCUGUCUGAAUUCCUUUCUCAAUAUUCUUCUGACCAACAGACUCCAGAAUUGGUGACCCCCAUGGUGGACAGUCUUUUGGAAAAGCAGGAUGCUAAUAUGGAUGGCUUACUAAACCUCUCUGAACUCCUGACUUCUACAGGGGAACAAUCUUCACUUACUGGAGAUGUUCAGCAGCAUAAAGCUUCCCAGAAUGCACCAGAUCAAGGCUUGGAUGUCACAGAUUUCUCUAGGGAUCUCCAAGAACAAGCUGAAAAUGUAGAGGGGGUCCAAGAAGAACAAGAUACAGCAGAAGAAUCACUAAAUGAACAAAAGAAGACUGACACUGAAGCAGCUGGCCAGGAUAUAUUGCCACCCCAGGAUCUGUUACUUCAAGGAAAUGAGGAACAAGAUACAGAGACUGUUCAAAAUAACUUAAACAUAGAUAGUACAGAGCAACAUAUGAAGGUUAUGCCUGCCCAUCAUGGACUAUCUGAGAUGUAAUAAACAAAAUAGUAGCUCAGAAAUGGACACAGAAUCAGAUCAGGGUUUAGUUUUCUUCCUUGUACUGUAUUGUACUGUCCAAUAGUGCAUGCACAUAAUUAUAAAGAUAGCAGCACAGCAUGCUCAUGUCUUAAACAGCUAAUGCCUGUGCUGCCUCUUAAAUGGAUUACUUCUGAUUUUUUUAAUGAGAAAAUGUUUUCUACUUACAAUUUUACUACUGUUAAAGGAUGUCACACUCUUAGCCAGAUAAUCCUGUCUGUUGUUUGCAAAAAUGUUUAGAAGGCCAGGCAGCAGGUAUCCACAUGAAUUUGAAUUAUAUACUUAGCUGACCUUUGUAACCGUGCCGAAGAGAAGUUUAACUGAUAGUAAUCGUAUGUUGUAAGUGCCAGAUGUGUAUGUGCCUUACAACUAGUGGUAUAAGCAUUUGUUAAAUAAUUAACUAUAUAUGGUGUGUAAUGCAGCUCCAGUCAAAUCAAAACAUAGUAUUAACGAUGCUGAUUUAAUACAGAGAGGAAUACGUCACAGCUUGAGUAGGGCAGCAUGACUGAUAAAAAUGUAAAGUGACAAAUUGUUAAACUAUGAGUGAAAAAUGCAUGAAACUGUUUGGCUGAUAGUUAGGAAGGAGAGUUACUGUAGCUGACUUGUGAUAUGUAGCAAUACAAUCCAUCUUGCUAAGAAUGCAUAGGAGUAUAUCUGGCUGGCAAUAAACAAUGUCACAGUAUUGGUAACUACCUGAGAGGGACUACAACAGCAAAACUGGCAAACUGUACAGGAAUGCAUGAUGUGACUUGUAAAACCUGGAUGUGGCAUACAGUAUGUGAACUAUUCAUUACAGUGCAGUAAUUUUCAAUCUAGCCAACAGCAUAAUAUGUAUCAAAGACCAGUACAGUACAUCUAAUAAACCACAGAAAGCUUGCCUGAUA
Messenger RNA from Protopterus annectens (West African lungfish), 2272 nucleotides. It is a transcript of the gene CGREF1, whose product is annotated as cell growth regulator with EF-hand domain 1. Gene Ontology annotation, molecular function: calcium ion binding. The coding region runs from base 576 to 1349 and encodes 257 amino acids. The record is from RefSeq and is a predicted model, not a curated record. The transcript has 6 exons. NCBI's taxonomy places the organism in Eukaryota, Metazoa, Chordata, Ceratodontiformes, Protopteridae.